UCUGUGCACGAAGGAAUGAAUGGUCAUGCUAGGAACAUGCUUUGGCAGGCCCACAGAACACAGCCAACGGCCAUGGUGCUCCUGACCCUUAUCCUGUUAGCCAUGAACGAGUUUGGGAAUGGAACAGCUCAAUGCAUUGAGAAGAGCUGCAGCAAGAAUCUUCACAAGGGCAUAAAGCUCAGCAAGUUUGUCAAAAGGGCCACUGCAGAAUUAAUAAAGACAUACCAAGCCGCUCAGGGCAACUUUGCAGAGCAAUUCUGCACAAUGUCGAUGGACAGCAUGCCGUCAUCGACGCUGUGGGGCAGCAGCCCAGCCGAGCGUCUGCAGAGUGCCUACAUCCGCCUGACGGAGCUCCUGCCGCAUGUCACGAUGGUCCUGCAGCAGCAGAGCGACCUGAAUCCCUAUUUGGGCUCUCUGCUCUCUGACUUGGCCAGGCUUGUCAUUCACGGCAGGCACCUGGCCUUGAGGCUGAGCUGUAUCCUGCAGAAGCUGCAACCUAACGUCGCUCUGCCUGAGCCAGCUGUGGGACCCACUGCACUGCUGCCCCCACAGAACAUCUUCCAGCAGAAGGUCUAUGGUUGUGCGGUCCUCACCAGGGUCCAAAAGCUCACAUUACUGACUGCCAGGGAACUGAAGUCACUCAGGGGCCAGUGUACAGACAAAACUUAGAGGAUGUCAAAGAACUUUUGAGUCACAGCUGGGAACUUACGAUUUAUGAGUUUGUCUAUUUUAUUUAUUGACUAUUUAUUUUUUGUACAUUUUUUCUGUAAAUAUCAGUUGCUAUAAAGAAAAGGGGCUGCAUGUUUAAUGUUGUCACUCUUCUGAUAUAUUUAUUAAAUUAAUUUAUUACUCUUAAUUUUAAUUAAUAUAUUAUUUGGAGAUACAAAGUCUUCCCAAAUCACUUUGAACAUUAAUUUUGUAUCAUACCAGUUCUGGCAAUGACAGUACAUCUUAUCUGCUUAUCAAAAUUUUCAUGUGGCUGUAAAGGGUUUCUGUCAAGCAUUGUUUAUUUAAGCAUGACUUCAGUUAUUUGCAUCAGAUAUAUUGUAUCUCAGGUAGACACAGGGCUCUGACGUACAAUCACACUUUGAUCUUAACUAUGAUUCCUUGUUAUUGCACAGAGAGUCAUGUAUGUUGUCACAGAUGACUACUUGAAAAGAGCAGAUAUGAUGUAAGGUAUUAGCCAUAUUGGCUUUUGUGGUAUGUUCUUGGGAGUUGGCUGACAUAAA
Electrophorus electricus (electric eel) is the source of this 1229-nucleotide messenger RNA. RefSeq names its product IL-6 subfamily cytokine M17 (gene m17). Gene Ontology annotation, cellular component: extracellular region. The record is from RefSeq and is a predicted model, not a curated record. Gene Ontology annotation, biological process: immune response; negative regulation of neuron apoptotic process; ciliary neurotrophic factor-mediated signaling pathway. NCBI's taxonomy places the organism in Eukaryota, Metazoa, Chordata, Actinopteri, Gymnotiformes, Gymnotidae. Gene Ontology annotation, molecular function: cytokine activity; ciliary neurotrophic factor receptor binding.